Molecule: messenger RNA, 1342 nt
Organism: Astyanax mexicanus (Mexican tetra)
Lineage: Eukaryota; Metazoa; Chordata; Actinopteri; Characiformes; Acestrorhamphidae
Gene: dcun1d5
Product: DCN1, defective in cullin neddylation 1, domain containing 5 (S. cerevisiae)
Exons: 11
Coding region: 266-964 (232 amino acids)
Biological process (GO): positive regulation of ubiquitin-protein transferase activity; protein neddylation
Cellular component (GO): ubiquitin ligase complex
Molecular function (GO): ubiquitin conjugating enzyme binding; cullin family protein binding; ubiquitin-like protein binding
Source: RefSeq, a predicted model, not a curated record
GUAGUGCGGGACCCGGUUGUAUAAUAGGAUAGCUGUGUCGGGGAGCUGGAGACCGGGGCAGGAGCGGAGGAGCUGCGCUGUGUUUUCUGGUGGAUUGGGAGAAUAUCUGGACUCUGAGCGGCUCGGGUUCGGUUUCUACGAUACGGCUGUGUGAAAUAAAACGUCUCCAACCCUGGAUAGACUCAAUCUUGUAGACUUGAAUGGACAGAGAGACCAAAAGUACGCAGAUUCAGUUAGGCUAAAUCAAACCUUUGGAAGUUACGUAAUGCCUGUAAAGAAGAAGAGAAAGUCCUCUGGUUCAGAAGACUCCAGCAUCAAAAAGUGUAAAAUCACCAGUUACUGCAGGACACAGACCCCUGGGAGAUUGAUAAAUCCAGAGGAUCAGUUCUCAAGCAAGAAGUGCCUCGCAUGGUUCUACGAGUAUGCAGGACCCGAUGACGUGGUUGGACCUGAAGGAAUGGAGAAGUUCUGUGAGGAUAUCGGCGUGGAACCAGAGAAUAUUAUCAUGUUAGUCCUAGCCUGGAAACUAGAAGCUCCAAAUAUGGGAUUUUUCACAAAAGAAGAGUGGCUCAAAGGAAUGACUUCACUGCAAUGCGACUGUACAGAAAGGUUACAAGGCAAGCUGGACUACCUGCGCUCUCAACUGAACGACCUGGCUGUGUUCAAAAACAUUUAUAGAUAUGCUUUCGACUUUGCCAGGGAUAAAGAUCAGCGUAGUCUAGAUAUGGACACAGCCAAAUCAAUGUUGGCGCUGCUGCUUGGAAGGACAUGGCCUCUGUUUCCUGUGUUUCACCAGUUUUUGGAGCAAUCCAAGUAUAAAGUCAUGAACAAGGACCAGUGGUACAACGUCUUAGAGUUUAGUCGCACUGUUAACCCAGACCUCAGUAAUUACGACGAGGACGGAGCAUGGCCGGUGAUGCUGGAUGAGUUUGUGGAGUGGCAGAAGGCCCGGCUGGCGUUAUAGCAGAAGCUGCAGAUGUAAAAAUUUAAGGGCAAAAAAGAAAAAGCACAUCAGUGGAUGCCCUCCCUCCACACCUUCCAGUCCUGACAUCAAACACACACACACACCUCUCCAGGACUGCCGCCAUGUUUCCUGAGCCGCUGGUGGACCCAUCACUACCCAGAGACUCUCACAGUGUUAAUUUAACUAUAAAAGGAAAACGUCAGAAAAGGGGAACUGUUUUUUCAUGUGUAUCGCAUCUGUUGCAGCAGUUACAUUGCCAGUUUUACGAUCUGGUGGAGGGGAGUCAUCAUGUAAUUUUUUUUUCCUUUCAUUUUUUGAGUUUUACCUUGUUUAUAGUGUUUUCAAAAAAUAAAAUAAAGGAAUUGUAUGUAAAUAUAA